CACGUGACGCGUUGCCGGGCAGCGGGACGCGGCGCGGCGCCAUGGCUGCUCGCGGCGGGGAAAAGGAACCGCCGGACGCGGUGCACCUGAACCGGCUGCUGUGCGAGCGCGUGCGCAAGGAGCUGCGCUGCCAGCGGCUGCACACCGAGCACAGCAUCAACCCGCUGAGGCGCGUUCACACGGUCACUCAGAAGCCCAUGUCCUGGCACGACAACAUCGAGGAGCCUGCGGAUGCCAAGUUUCUGAAUAUUAUUCAUCAAGCAGCGCUGGAGCCAACGAAGAAAUAUUCAGAGCCACAAACAGAGAGCCAGGAAAUAGGCUGGAACACAACGCCUCUGAUUGACACGGACCGCACUGAUCGCAGACUCUUCUUCCCACGCCGGAGAACUGAGGUCACUGAACAAAUGGCUGCCACGGGGCACCUGAAGAAGCAGUAGGAGAAGCUGCAGUAGUAGAGUGGCAGAGCCAUACAACAUAGAAGGAAGUAGCUAAUGCCAUCUAAUGCAUUAGACCAGGGUUGUUAUUAGGUGAUUAUGGAUUUUUGGCAAGAGAAGACUGAAGAAGAAAAAAAAAACCAAAGAGUGAGGAUAGAAUCCUUGUCUGUCCAGAUUUGUAGCCUUACAGAAAUAAAACCGUUUGUAAGACUGC
Meleagris gallopavo (turkey) is the source of this 648-nucleotide messenger RNA. RefSeq names its product cilia and flagella associated protein 144 (gene CFAP144). Gene Ontology annotation, cellular component: ciliary base. The record is from RefSeq and is a predicted model, not a curated record. Lineage: Eukaryota; Metazoa; Chordata; Aves; Galliformes; Phasianidae.